UUGUUAAUAUAAAUUACAUAACAUCUGUUUAGGGUAAAAAUAAUUUAUUUUGCUUCGAUCUAUGUCUAGAUAAUGCAUAAAGUUCAUAAUUAAUCAGUUGUAGUAACGUUUGGAUUCUGUGAUUGCUAAUUCUUGUAAUGAUUUACUUGUUGUGGUGAUUGGGAAUUCGUACUUAAGCUUUUAAGGCAUUACUCAUAGGCAGGGUGCAAUAUUUGGCUGAAAGAUAUAUAGUUAAUACCACAAGUGGGGUCUCGGGGGAUGGGGUAGGAUGCAUAUAAACUUAACCCUUAUUCUUGUGGGGUAGAGAGGUUGUUUCCGAUAGAUACUUGGUUUAAAAAUAAUGUAAUCAAAGCAGGAUUGAAAGGAAAUUGACGGCCAAAAAAAAUAGCUAGAUGAACAAUGCAAAUUAAGAAUAUGUAGUAGUGAAAAUUGAAGAAUAAGAUAUGAUACAAAUACUAAGAGGAGACUUGCCCCCUGCCUCUCCCACAUAACAGUGCAACAGCACUAGGCUACCUAUUACCCUUGUCCUUGAUCCCAUACUUCCUAUUUGGAAGUAAUUUGUGUGAUGUGCAGAAUCCCUAUUUACUAAUGUUAUGAGAAUCAAUACGCAUUCUUUUCUUUGACUUUAGAAUUGCUUCUUUGUCGUGAUAGAUGGAUUAUAACUUGAAGGAUUAAUAUAUUCAUUGAUAACUUUGAGACUGUGUUGUGAAAAGCGCAGAAAAGCGCGUUUAAAGCGCGCUUCAAAGCGAGGCGACCCUUGUGCGCUUUAUUAUCUUGAGGCGAGGCGAUCUGAAAAAAGCUCUCGCUUCAGACGAAGAAGCGAGAAGCGACCCUAAGGCAAAAGCGCAAUAAUGCGCGCUUUUUAUUAAAAAAGUGACAAUUAGUUUUUUUUAAAAAAAAAAAUUAGGUUUUUUUUUUAAAAAUAAUCUGAAAUAUAACCUUCUCUCUCCUCACGACUCUUCUUUCACGACUUUUCCCUUCUUUCUCUCCUCGCGGCUCUUCUUUCACAAUACUUCUUUCCCUUCUUUCUCUCCUGACGAUCUCGACUGAGGCUGCCUCUCUCUUCAACCUCGACCGCGACUGCAGAUUUUAGCUGCUCUCUUUAAUUGAUGGCCGUUUGUUCUGCUAAUUACAAGUGUGACUCUGAAAGUUUAAGUUGCUUUUGUGAGUCAUCAAAGGAGACUCUUGGUUGCGCUUCUUGCAAUCCAGGAGGUCCUUUUGUUAGUGAUCUUGGGUACCAUUUCACUGAAUCUCUGAGUAUUAAGGAUGGUGAAGACUUGAUUUACAAGGAACAUUCCAACACAUUGGAGGAAGAUGGAAGUGAAGAUAUGCAUGCAAAUGAUGCUGACACUGGCAGUACGGACUCAGAAAAAUGCUUGAUCAAGUCCUCAGAAUUUCCAGGCUCUUCUAUUAGCACUCCCCCUGCUGAGUUGGUUCAUGAGAGGAAGGAGCAGGAGGCUGAUUCUAAAUCAACUGACUUGCCUUAUUCACGUUCCAUAUCUUCACCUACAGCUUUGAAGCUUGUAUCUGCCAUUAAAGGUAGCCGUGAGAAACAAGGCAAGCCACCCAAGAAGCUGUCUGUGACAUGGGCUCCCGAUGUGUAUGACCCUAUCCCGACAGCAGCUUCGCACGUGCCAAUCAAGGGGCAACGCCACAGGAGUGACCACAGGAAGAAUGGAAAGAACAAGCAGAAAAGUAAUGGCAAAUCUUCACGUGGAAGCAAAGGUAAAGACAAGAAACAAGGUCGCAAACAUGGUGGAAGUACCAGGAGGAGUUAUUAUCCUCUAGAGGAUAAGGACAUAAUGACUUGUAAUAGCUUUCACUGUCUGGAGGAUGAAAUUACUGCUCAUUCUAGUGGGCUGCAGGCUGGUGCCAUGGAUUAUGAUAUUGGCAGCCCCCCGGAUUCAUUCUGCGGUAGCAGUUUCCGAAAGAAAUCUGUCACAGAGUUGCAUUUCCCAGUUGCAAAGGCUUCAUGAGCUUCCUUUCUGAUCGUUGGUGUGUUUUCUGUAAAUAAAUAAGUUUGACGCUUAUCUGAGUUGUGGGAGUUGUUAUAGAGUUGUUGGCAUUUUUGUACUUAAAAAACCUUAUUAACUUUUGACCUGUUGAAUGGACGGAUGACUUUUUGCAUUGC
Messenger RNA from Solanum pennellii, 2131 nucleotides. RefSeq lists its product as uncharacterized. Lineage: Eukaryota; Viridiplantae; Streptophyta; Magnoliopsida; Solanales; Solanaceae. The transcript has 3 exons. The record is from RefSeq and is a predicted model, not a curated record. The coding region runs from base 1110 to 1976 and encodes 288 amino acids.